CCGUCCAUCUCUUUUCCUCCUGAGUAAUUCUCUCCCCACUUUUCCAUCUUCCCCCUUCUUGCGUGCGCGGUGCACCCCCACCCACCAAACCCUAGAAAACCAGAGCACCAAGGGAAGCAGGCCCAAAAGGGGGAAGAAAGUCUCAGCGUCCCAGCAAUCUAAUUGCUUCCACCAGAUUAUCAGGGAGAUAAUUUUUGAUAUGGGUAUUGGCCAAAACUUCAAGGGAUCCAUCACCAAGAUCUCCUCCUCCCCUCCAGUAACCACCUCCACAUCCCUCACCCACACCGUCAAUGGCUCUCACCACUUCAAGAUCAAUGGUUACUCUUUGUCGAAGGGCAUGGGGGUCGGCAAAUACAUAGCCUCCGACACGUUUAUGGUUGGUGGGUAUUCAUGGGCGAUCUACUUUUACCCGGACGGAAAGAGUCCCGAGGACAAUUCGGCGUACGUUUCCCUCUUCAUUGCCCUCGCCAGCGAAGGGACCGACGUCCGGGCGCUGUUCGAAUUAACCCUUUUGGAUCAGAGCGGGAAGGACAAGCACAAGGUUCAUAGCCACUUCGGAAGGACGCUGGAAAGCGGACCGUACACACUUAAAUACCGCGGAAGCAUGUGGGGCUACAAGCGUUUCUUUAAGAGAUCUAUUUUAGAAGUGUCGGACUAUCUUAAAGAUGAUUGCCUUUCAGUUCACUGUAGCGUUGGUGUUGUACGAUCACACACUGAGGGACCAAAGAUUUGUACUAUUCCUGUGCCACCCUCUGACAUCGGUCAACAUUUUGGGCAGCUGUUAGAAAGUGGAAAGGGGUCAGAUGUGAGCUUCAUAGUUGAUGGGGAGAUAUUUGCGGCCCACAAAUUGGUCCUUGCUGCUCGUUCACCUGUAUUCCGGGCCCAGCUUUUUGGACCAAUGAAAGAUCAAAAGACACAUAAUAUAGAGGUUGAAGACAUGCAAUCACCAGUUUUCAAGGCUUUGCUCCAUUUUCUGUACUGGGAUUCGCUUCCUGAUAUGCAAGAACUUGCGGGUAUAGAGUCAAAGAGUGCCUCUACUCUAAUGGCACAACAUCUGCUAGCUGCUGCUGAUCGAUAUGGCAUAGAGAGACUAAGGAUGCUUUGUGAAGUGAUGCUUUGUGAAGAAGUUAGUAUAAAUACAGUCGCGACGACGUUAGCCCUUGCAGAGCAGCACAACUGUGUUCAACUUAAAACAGUUUGUCUGAAAUUUAUUGCGAUGCCCACAAACCUGAGAGCUGUUAUGCAGACUGAAGGGUAUGAGUAUUUGAGGGAGAGUUGCCCGUCCGUCUUGACUGAGCUCUUGGAGUAUGUUGCAAAGAUUGGCGAGCACUCCAUCAUCAGCUGUAGGCAUGCAAGUGAAGCAUUAGAUGGUAGUGACAACAAUGGGAGACGGGUGAAGCAACGAACAUAGCUGUGUUGGACAACAUCCGCAUUCCGUUUCCUCAUGAUAUGCUUGAGUGAUGAGUCCACUGUGGCGUUUCCUGCUGGGUCUUCUGCAUUGGUGCUAAGUAAGAGCUCGCAGAUGCAGCCAUUUGAGCUAUUGAAAUGUAAACAAGGCGUACCAAUUCUAGCGUUUCCUGCUGGGCCUUCUGCAUUGGUGCUAAGUAAGGGCUUGAAGAUGCAGCCAUUUGAGCGAUUGAAAUAAAACAUAUACUUAAAGAAGAGGGGACGGUGCCGUUUGUUUAAAAUGAUGCCGUCUCUUGUAUUUGUUUCUGCAUCGUUGUUUGUUUAUCUUUCGAGGCACUUCUCGGGCUUCAUACUGUUGAUUCUCAUGUCCAGCGAAUGGUGCGUGCCAAUCUUCGGAUCUGAGAAUUCUGUGUUUUCUCCAACACGUUGGGCAUUUAAGGGCCAAUUUAUAUCUUAGAUCAUUUAGAAGAAAAGAAAAAACAUAAGACUCCUUGAUUUGUA
Messenger RNA from Nymphaea colorata (pocket water lily), 1908 nucleotides. RefSeq names its product BTB/POZ and MATH domain-containing protein 2-like. Gene Ontology annotation, molecular function: protein binding. The coding region runs from base 200 to 1411 and encodes 403 amino acids. The transcript is spliced from 5 exons. The record is from RefSeq and is a predicted model, not a curated record. Gene Ontology annotation, biological process: protein ubiquitination. NCBI's taxonomy places the organism in Eukaryota, Viridiplantae, Streptophyta, Magnoliopsida, Nymphaeales, Nymphaeaceae.